Messenger RNA from Penicillium salamii, 1374 nucleotides. The record is from the annotation of a GenBank genome assembly. NCBI's taxonomy places the organism in Eukaryota, Fungi, Ascomycota, Eurotiomycetes, Eurotiales, Aspergillaceae.
AUGCCUGCUACCACCGAAAAGCUGAAGGCCGAGACUGGUCUGUCUCGAGCUUCAAGUGUCUCCAAGACCGAGAGUCACUCCGAUGGAGCUGAGAACAAUCACCUUAAGGAACUGCAAAAGUCCCUCCGCAACACCACCAAGAAGCUUAAUGCCUGCACCAAGGUCGAUGCCAUCCUCGCCGAGAACAAAGAUAAGACGCUCGAUGAGCUGGUCGCGGAUAAGAAGAUCAACAGUGACCAGAAGGCCCAAUACGAGCGAAAGGCUUCCCUUCAAGAGGCCGCUGCUCAAAUCGAAGAACAGAUCGCCAUCUACAAGCAGUUUGCUGCCCAGUAUGAGGAGCGUCUGGCGGCUCAGAAAUCUGACUUGACCAAGGAUCGCGAGGAGGAAUUGGAAGCUGUCCGUGCAAACGCUAUCGCCGAUGCUACCGAGGCCGCGAAGAAAGCACUGCGCACUCAGCUCCACACCAUGACCAAGUUCCUGUGUGGUGCCGCCACGAUGCGACGCGACGAGGUGGUCAACACUGAAUCCCAGGCCUUUGAGGGGGUCUUGUACCAGGUCUACGGUGGGAGCCAGGAGUCCGUCAGCAACAUGCUGAAGAUUAUUGAUGGAGUGGAUGAGAAGAUUACUGCUGUGGAGGGCAAUGUGCUGGACUUUACCUACGCGGACCUGAAGCAAGCCUGUGAACGAUUUGCGCCUUCUGAGGAGGGAUCUGAAGCUAGUACCGAGACCAUUCCCGCCUCCGACCCUACUAUUGCCAACGCCGGUUUGACCGAGCUUCAAGACACUGCUUUGACCCACGAUGCGCCUGCCGCCUCCCAAGCCGACCAGCUGGCCCCUCCUGCGCAAACUGUCGUCACCGAUGCUGCCAAUGAGGUCGCGGAGCAGAAUGCCGGCGCUAUUUCCGGAGACAGUGAGUGGGCUGAGGUUCCCCGGAACCCGGCCGAGACCGAGACCGGCCUGCAAGCUACCCCAGCAAGCGCCGAUGCGGGCUUGACCAACGGCUCUGUGGGCGCCGACGCGACUAACGCCGGUGGACAAGAGACCGUGGCGAAGAAAUCUGGUGGCCGUCGCCGCAACCACCGUGCCCCCCGGGACGGACAGCGUGAGGGUCAGCAGGGUCCCCGUGAGGGCCAGAAGCCUCGUGAGGGCCAGGGCAAGCGCGAGGGCUCCAAGGCUCAGCAGGGUGACCAACCCCCUCGCGAGGGACAGCAAGGCCCGCGCGAAGGCCGUGGCCGCGGCGGUCGCUCCCGUGGUGGAGAGGGUCGUGGUCGUGGUGGACGUGGUCGUGGACGUGGUGCCCCUGGUGCUGGCAAUGGCUCUGGUGAUGCCUCUGCCCCUGCCCCUGCCUCUACCUCUCCCAAGUCCACUGAGUAA